AAGUCCUUUGAGUGGUUAUUCUGUCUCUCUCUCUUAUCUGUUCCGAUAGGACAAGUACACACGUUUUCCAGGUGCUGUCAGCCUGUGACUACCUGUGACUGAGAUCAUGCACACCAAGGAAAACUCAUGCUGCUGUUCCUUUGAUGACUGCAAACUGACUACAGAAUGGCUGCUGAGCAGGACGAGACACAGGCCAAAGAUAGCUAUCGUGUGCGGCUCUGGACUGGGACUUCUCGCAGACAGUGUCUCAAAUAAACAGACCUUCCGCUAUGAGGACAUUCCCAAUUUCCCAGUGAGCACAGUUCCUGGUCAUGAAGGGUGCCUGGUGUUUGGUCAAAUCAAAGGCAAGUCAUGUGUAUUCAUGCAAGGAAGGUUCCAUCUCUACGAGGGUUACUCAUUGUGUAAGGUCACGUUCCCCGUGCGGAUCUUCAAACUGAUGGGUGUGGAGACCAUUGCUGUGACAAAUGCCUCUGGAGGUCUCUGUCAGGAUUUCAAAGUGGGAGACAUCAUGGUCAUUAAAGACCAUAUUAACUUGCCAGGAUUUGCUGGACAGCACCCUCUGUGUGGACCCAAUGAUGAACGAUUUGGGAUCCGGUUUCCUUGCAUGUCUGACGCAUACAGCAAAGACCUGAGGAAACUUGUUUUGGACAUCACUGCUGAGCUGGGCUACUCUAAUUUUGUGCAUGAGGGUGUCUACUGUAUGGUUAGUGGACCCAACUUUGAGACCAUCGCUGAGGCACGCAUGCUGCACAUCUUGGGGAGCGACUCUGUUGGCAUGAGCACGGUUCCUGAGGUGACGGUAGCCAAGCAUUGCGGACUGCGGGUCCUGGGUCUCUCGCUCAUCACCAACAAGGUUUCUCUGGACUACAGCCGCGAGGAGAAAGUGAAUCACGAGGAGGUGCUGCAGAUCAGCAAAAUGAGAGCUGAGAUGCUCCAGAAUGUGCUCGUAACCUUCAUCGCUCGCUCUCACCAAGUGGACACCAUCAACAACAGCAACUGUAUCUACUCAAAUGCCAUGUAGGUUCAAUCAAACCAGUUGAAUUAAGGGCACUGUGGAAGUCAUGUGAAUGUAUACUACAGAUAUUAAAGGGCUAGCUCGCCCAAAAAUGAAAAUUAGCCCAUAAAUUACUCACCCUCAAGUCAUUCUAGUCAAGUCAUUCU
Molecule: messenger RNA, 1161 nt
Organism: Sinocyclocheilus anshuiensis
Lineage: Eukaryota; Metazoa; Chordata; Actinopteri; Cypriniformes; Cyprinidae
Product: purine nucleoside phosphorylase-like
Exons: 6
Coding region: 107-1021 (304 amino acids)
Biological process (GO): nucleoside metabolic process
Cellular component (GO): cytoplasm
Molecular function (GO): purine-nucleoside phosphorylase activity
Source: RefSeq, a predicted model, not a curated record